This is a messenger RNA of Aspergillus alliaceus, 5914 nucleotides long. RefSeq names its product cellular morphogenesis regulator DopA. Bases 153 to 5720 code for a protein of 1855 amino acids. The transcript has 7 exons. Gene Ontology annotation, cellular component: endosome; trans-Golgi network. The record is from RefSeq and is a predicted model, not a curated record. NCBI's taxonomy places the organism in Eukaryota, Fungi, Ascomycota, Eurotiomycetes, Eurotiales, Aspergillaceae. Gene Ontology annotation, biological process: Golgi to endosome transport.
CCUGGCGCUUGUUGUGGCUUCCGUGUCUUCAUGCAAAAGUAACUGGAAGCACAAUCACUCAAACUCCGGUCGCAACCUAGUUCAAUGUCCGAAAUAUGAAGAUUUGCGAUUUCUGACUACUACUUUAUGAUUGAUUAGUCGACGUAUGCACUAUGAGCCUUGAUCCGAGCUCGUUUCCGAGAUCGAAUUCCCCCGCAAGCUCCGAUAGCUCUCUUGCGCGAUCCCGCUUACGAGGCAAAGAAGAGCAUCUAAAGAAAGAUAAGAAUUACCGUCGCUAUGCGUCGAGCGUUGAGCGAGCCCUGUCUUUAUAUGACACGGCGCUGCAGGAAUGGGCGGACUAUAUCUCAUUCCUCAGCCGGCUUCUGAAGGCCCUUCAAUCCCAUCCUCCGGAUCUACCCAUCGUCCCUCACAAAGUUCUCGUCUCGAAACGGCUCGCACAAUGCCUGAACCCCUCGUUGCCAUCUGGUGUGCAUCAGAAGGCACUUGAAGUAUACACGUAUAUUUUCAGUUUGGUCAAGUCGGAAGGACUGUCUCACGAUCUACCAUUGUAUCUACCAGGCAUCGCACCUACCUUAACAUUUGCCUCGCUUACCGUCCGCCCUUUAUUCUUAUCGUUGAUAGAGACAUAUAUUUGUGGCCUAGAGCCAUGGGCCAUCAGACCCGCCUUGAAGGCAAUCAUUCUAGCCCUUUUACCCGGACUCGAAGAAGAAACUAGCGAUGACUUUGACCCAACUCUCCGACUCAUCAAUAAAUUUCGCGAUAUCGCUAGCCAGAUGGACACACAGAGACAAGGUGGAGAUGCUAAAUCCAGCGGCCAGUACUUCUGGCAAUGCCUAUUCCUUGCGUCAAUAACUAGUCCAAGUAGACGUUCGGGUGUGCUAGCUUACCUGAAUCGCUAUCUACCAAAACUGGGGGUCACCGAUCGAAGACCGAGCAAAGGCGGCGACGGUGACUCCAACAAUAUGCCACAUGACAUGCAGAUGGCUGCGAACUCAGUUAUCCUUCCAGAGCCUGGCCUACUUAUUCGUUGUUUUGCAUCCGGAUUAUCGGAUGAGCAAGUCCUUGUCCAGCGAAAUUUCCUGGAUCUGCUUGUGACACAUCUACCACUUAGUUCACCUAUUUUGCAAUCUCGAAUCACCAAUGAAGACCUUCAGCAGUUGCUCAUUGCGGCUGUAGGCGUUGUAGCUAGGAGAGAUAUGAGUUUGAAUAGGAGAUUAUGGGCUUGGCUCCUAGGUCCUGAUUCUGCAAAUGACCGGGCUUCUUUCGAAGCUCGGAACUCGAUAUCGGAAAGUGCAGACGCAUCUACCGCCAGUGGCGAGGAGAUUUCACAAUCUGAACACUUUCGCCAGUUUGGACUAGAGCCAUUGGUGAGUGGCCUUCUUCAGAUGAUUGAACAGAAAACUCUAGUGCCAUCCGAGAAGUCAAGGCCCUUUCGGAUAUCGCUCUCCUUAAUGGAUCGAUGGGAAGUUGGGGGGCACAUCGUUACUGCAGUCUUUCUUCCCAUUAUACGGAAUGUUCAAUCUUUCGAAAAGGCAGCACCCAAAAAUCAAUUUGAUGAGGUCUUCCGCAGCGCCAGCGCCUUCUUUGAUGGUGUCGAAAGCGGAGUCAUUUUCUCGGAAUUACUCAAGUUGAUAGACUGGGAAGCUGAUAACCUUAGUCGCGACAAUGAUCAGGUAGUGAAUAACUUGAAGCUUACCCAGUUUGUUCUGGAAAACUUCAAUGUGCGAGAGGAGGACAUGGUAUUAAACCAUGUUCCACUGCUGACCCUCUCAGUCCUUAUCAAGAUGAAUGAGCUCUCAUCGAAAGAUCAUCCUACGGUGGCCGACGACAAACUGCAGCUUGUGUUGCACGAACUCCUCAAAGUGAUGAGCUUCCUCACGGGUCUCCUAACAGAGAGGGCUUUCUCCAAGAAGCUGGACUCCGAAAAGACCGCCAAAAACCUUUCAGCUGGUGACGGUGAGCUCCAUCAGUCCGACAUCUUGGCAAGGAUUCAUGAUUUUUAUGAGCAAAGUACCAGCAGCCUUGAUCCUCCGCAAUUGCCUUUUGUUCCUAGACAUCUUGGGGAACUUAUAAUCAGCAAAGCCUACGAACUCGCUAUCUCGGCUCUUGCGGGCGGUAUUGGCGUCACAUCGAUACAGGAGAAUAUGAGUCUUCUUAUCUUACUGCUUAAGAAGCUUCCCAAGUCACGCGUACCGCGCGACAGACGGCUCUACCUUGCCAUUUGUAACCGGGUUGGUACAGGCCACGUUGAGCAGUCUACUGCCACUUUCUCGGCUAUCUCUUCCAUUGCUACCGGUGUCACGAGUUUAUUUUCUAUCCAUAAUCCUGGAUUUUAUAUCAGCUACGAAGACGUAUCUGACUUGAUUCCAUUGCUUGUCAAGCAGCUCUGGCGGUAUCUUUCACCAUUGAGCCCAAAAUUUCAUGUGGAGGCGGUCCGCUGUUUGUGGAAGCUACAUUCAGUCUCCUGGCAUGAGCACCUCGUCGAGGCCUCCAUAACAUCACUGAUGGUCGACUCAUCGCACACGUUACACCGACUUUUGUCGGAAGAACAAGUUGGAAGAUACUUUAUAUUGUGGAAUCACAGCCACCAUGGGACAUACGAAGUUCCCCCGAAGCAUAUACAGGAUUCAGCACUAGCCCAGGUUUCUUAUCAAUCUUCGCUUCUUGAACGUCCGCUUUUUAUUGUCUUAGACACUCUUUCCCAAGGACCCAACGAGGCCUCUGAAGUGGUUCAGCGAUGGCUCCAAGAUUUAUCCUCCAUUCACAAGGUUUUCCGUAUAAUUGUUUCACGGCUAGAUAGCCUUUUUUCGCAGGCUGAUGAUUUUGGAGUAAACCAAGCGAGCCCUUCUCUAUCUCCUGAUGAUUAUAAAGAAUGUAGUUAUUUAUUGGAGACGAUCUAUAAUAUCAUAUCAGUCAUUUCCCACAAUGGAUGGGUUGCUCUGCUGACUCAAACAUCUCAAGGCGACCGACACCAGCUUGUCUCUACUUCCGAAGAUAGUAAUAGAGGCCAGAAUUUGCACUCUAUCAUAUUCCACGCCACGCUAAGAGUUGUCAGUGGACAAACCACUGCAGCACACUCGAACUUUGACGAGAUCAAGUUACAACAAACCUCCCUACUUGUAAUGCGUCAACUCCUCCUAGGCCCAGGAGCUGAAGAGAUGGCUGAGUCCGGGAUUGACUCCCUUCUUGUUGAACGGCUCUCUGCCUCUCUAGACAAUGGUGGUAGCGUUGCUGUCCAAGGAGCGCUGAUCGAUACCCUCCUCGCAGCAUUGAAAGUUCGUUUCGCUCAGGCAUACUUGCCGCAACCCCACUCCAAACCAAAACAUCAGAGAGCCAGCUCUCGUGAGCGUUUAACAAGUCCAUCGAUCCUAUCUUUCACGAGUGACAAGGCUGAAAAAUUGCUCCCUAUACCUUCUUUGCCGCAACCUCCACAACACCUUCUAGAAUGCCUUCUCAAGGGUAUUAGCUCUCUGAACUCUAGGGCCAUUGUGGAAAGAUGGACUAUGCUGCUUUGUGAAGUUCUACCUCUAUAUUCAGGAUCUAUAUUUCAGAUUGUCCUGAUGUUAGUGGAUUGCUUUUGUAAGGAGAUCCAAAUUGCGUACGCGAACCUUCAACUCUCAUUUAAACAUACCAAAGGUUGGCCUGAGGAUAGGUCUGAACAUGCCACAAUAGCCUUACUCACCGGUCUUGAAACCUGCAUUGCAACCGCUCAUGAGCGUCUUCUCGUGGACGAAGCUAAUAUCCCUGCCGCUAAGAGCCCGGAUCAGCCUCAGGGGUUCUUCGGGAAUAUGGUAUCUGGCGUUUUUGCAUCAGAUGCUAGUCAUGGCCGUUCAGCGGCUGCAAACAAUAGACUGACUGUCUUGCUAUGCUUCCAAGAUGCUGUAAGGUUGUGCUUUUCUAUCUGGUCUUGGGGAGCCGUGGAAAGGAGUACUCUUCCCCAAGAUACAGAAUCUCUGGCGUCCUUCCAAUAUACGUCUCUGCGUAUGAGGAAUCGUUCCCGCCGGAUUCUCGAGCACCUGUUUACGGCAGAGGCCCUCGAAUGCCUUGAGACCUUGGUGGAAAUGUGGACAAAGACAGACAGUAACACAUCUUCUCUGAUCUUCAGCCUUCUUCACACUCUGGAUGGGUGUCGACCAAAGAUCACAAUCCCGGCUGUGUUUAACGCCAUCUACACCCGCACAAAUCCUUCUGCUCUAGAUCCCAGUCGUAAAUCUACCCUAUCAUCGACUCUUACGGAAAUCGAAUUAGCGGGAUUCUUAGUCACUUAUGCCAGGUCCCUUGAUGACGAUGUCCUAGACGAGAUUUGGGCAGACUGCACCACCUUUUUGCGUGAUGUUUUAAGUAAUCCAUUCCCGCAUCGCCAGAUCCUUCCGCGCUUAGUUGAGUUUGCUGCCAUCCUUGGUGAGAAAUUAGAGAACACUAGUUUUGGAGAGGAUCGCCGGAUGAGGAAGGAACUUGGGGAUGUACUGCUACGUCUGCUUACAGCGAUCUUUACCAGCAAGCCUCUUGGGCUAUCACAAGAUUCGGGCCUCCUGGGUCGAGGCUCUUUGGAGCAUGAUAGUUCGUCGGCACCUCUUAUUGGUCCUGACGACAUGCUCAGCAUUCUCUCUAUCUCCAUGCCCGCCUUUACAACCACACUAGGUGACUCAGACCGUAUUACCACGGCUGUAACGGGGAUUUCCACCAAUGCGAUAGGGCCCCUUUUGCGAUCGCGACUUUUCCCUAACAACAUCAACCGUAGUUUUAUGGCGCUCCUACAGCAUAUCGCAAAGGUUCCGGCCGCUGCGAAGAUAUGGAAGAAAGACAUCGCCGAGGCCUUCAACGAUCCUAAGUUCUUCAGCUCGCAGCUCGAGCUUGUGAAAGACGGCUGGAUGAACCUGUUACGGCAAUGGGUACUUGUUGAUAAGGAUCGACUAUCUGAGCUGAUGUUUCGCCUUCCACCACCAAGCACAGCGGGUAUUAUGUUUGGUGUUGGAGCGUCUGCUGCUCGCCUAGAUGCGGAUAGAAAGGCACAGUUGAACCUCCGCAGGAUAACCCUACUUCUUUUAUCAGCCAACAAUGACUACUUCAUUGGGGAACUACCGGGACUCCUGCAGAAGUUAGAAGAUCUCUUAGGGGCUACUAGUUCAUCAUCGCCGUCCUCCACGACAAGGGCUGAGAUAUUCAUGGUCCUUCGGGCUCUUGUGCUGAAAAGCUCGACCACCGCCUUGGCCUCAUUCUGGCCGUUGAUCAACACCGAGCUUCAAGAGGCUAUUGCUGCCAUACCGCUUGGGCUUCAACAAGAGGUAUACAAUCCAUACGCAUUGUUACAGGCAUGUAAACUUCUGGACACUCUACUCGUCCUUGCCCCGGAUGACUUUCAGCUUCUUGAGUGGCUGUACGUUACGGAUACAAUAGAUGCCGUCUAUCCACCAGAAAGAUGGGAACCUUUGGCCCUUGCAGACGAAAUUUCUCAAAGCUUUGGGAGGCGCUCCACGUCAGCAGACGGCCCCAGGGAACCAAGCGAGCUUGGUUAUAGUGUAAAACAGCCGGGUCUAAUAGCGGACUGGAUUCGCGAGACGGCCAAAGAUGAACUGAUUGAUCGAGUUCUUCGGCCGUGGUUUGAACAACUCAGCAUUCAUGCUUUUGAAAGCACAUACAGUAUGAACGGUCCAGGCUUGUCAACAUGUCAUGAUGAUCUCCUAGCGGACCUCUUCAACGAGAGUACCAUGGCAAAUUGAAUUCAUCCUUUUUCUCAUCCUCAGCUGUGAGGUUGAGGCGUUACAUGUAUGAUAUCCAAAUGCAUAGGUUCAGUUUCUACGUGUUCAGAACUUCAGAGUUGGCGUAUGUACAAUGUAUCCGGGGCCAAUUUUUUUAGGCAGGCGCUUUGGGUCAUAUUCCAAGGAAUUUUACGAUAGAGAAAUGAAUAUAGAAA